Molecule: messenger RNA, 2265 nt
Organism: Heterotrigona itama
Lineage: Eukaryota; Metazoa; Arthropoda; Insecta; Hymenoptera; Apidae
Source: the annotation of a GenBank genome assembly
AUGGCGAACACGGCCCAUCUGGUCCGCCGGCAAAGCUCACGCGACUUGAAGCCCCAAAAAAGUGUCGAUAAACUUGAAAUGAAGGAAAUGAGAGGAAGAUUAGUGGUGGACAACAGAAAGGCUAACACCACUGCCAAUUACGGGGCCACGAACGCAGCCUUUGAGGACUCCAGUCCUAAUACGAAGAACAAAACGGGCAAUGGGGGUGGGGGUAGUAAGCUCGGAAGCAAUGAAGGAAAAGCGAUUUUUCGACCGGAAGCGGGAGAGGAUGAAAGAGAAAAUUGGGAUAGUAAGCUUACUUUUCUAUUAGCAACCGUAGGGUACGCUGUAGGGCUUGGGAACGUAUGGAGAUUUCCAUAUCUCGCUCAAAAGAAUGGUGGAGGUGCAUUUUUAAUCCCUUACUUUGUAAUGUUGGCUAUCGAGGGGAUCCCUAUAUUUUAUCUGGAAUUGGCAAUUGGCCAGAGAUUACGAAAGGGUGCUAUCGGUGUAUGGAAUCAGGUUUCUCCGUAUAUGGCUGGUAUCGGUGUAAGCAGUGCUGUAGUAUCGUUCAACGUAGCUCUGUAUUACAAUACUAUUAUCGCUUGGUGCCUCUUCUACUUUGUUCAAGUUAGCAGUCCCACGCAGUAUUUCUGGUAUCGGACGACAUUGAUGAUCUCCGAUGAUAUUAAUACCCCAGAAAUAUUUAAUUGGAAGAUUGCUCUAGCAUUAGUGAUCGCUUGGAUUCUUGUCUACAUGUGUAUGAUCAAAGGAAUCGCGUCUUCAGGGAAGGUCGUGUACGUGACAGCCACAUUUCCAUAUAUCGUUUUAAUCAUUUUCUUCUUCCGUGGCGUCACUUUAACAGGGAUGUCUGAUGGCCUACGUCAUCUUUUCACUCCAAAAUGGUGGAAAUUAACUGACCCAGUAGUUUGGUUGGAAGCGGGCACACAGAUAUUCUUUUCCCUCGGUUUGGCAUUUGGCGGAUUAAUAGCGUUCUCUUCUUACAAUCCUGUGAACAACAAUUGUUAUCGAGACGCUAUUAUGGUCAGUUUAACAAAUUGUUUCACUUCGAUGUUUGCCGGGAUUGUUGUGUUUUCUAUUAUUGGUUUCAAAGCCACCAUGGUCUACGAACAUUGUUUAAUAGAAAGAAACGCCACGCUUAUCAAUAUUUUUGGCCAGAUAGAUAAAAUACCAGACGAAAUACCGGCAACCGGUACACUUUUAAACAUCACCACAGGGAAUGGAACGCUGGAUAAUUUAAUCAUGCCAGAGCUACCCGAAUGUGAUCUCGAGAAAGAAUUAGACAAUUCAGCAUCAGGCACAGGCUUAGCGUUUAUCAUCUUCACAGAAGCGAUUAAUCAAUUCCCUGGAGCUCAGUUCUGGUCGGUGUUGUUCUUCCUUAUGUUAUUCACGUUGGGCAUUGACUCUCAAUUUGGCACCCUCGAGGGAGUCGUUACAAGUAUCGUAGACAUGAAAUUGUUUCCAAAUUUGCGCAAAGAGAUUCUCACAGGUGGUAUUUGCUUGGUCUGCUGCGCGAUUUCCAUGGCUUUUGCACACGGUGCUGGUAGUUACGUGUUCGUGUUAUUCGAUAAUUUCAGUGGAAAUUUCCCUCUGUUGAUUAUCGCCUUCUUUGAAUGCAUCGCAGUCUCAUAUGUAUAUGGUUUGAAAAGAUUCGCCGAUGACAUCGAACUGAUGACUGGCAACCGUCCAGGCCUUUAUUGGCUAAUCUGUUGGAAAUACCUCAGCCCACUGGCUAUGCUGAGCAUUUUAAUUGCCUCGAUCGUGGAAAUCGUUGUCGAUGGAAGCGGUUAUCCAGCUUGGGUUGCCAGCAAAGGUAUUACGGAGAAACACGAGUGGCCGUUUUGGGCCCUGAUUCUCAUCGGUAUUCUCAUUCUCGCCUCUGUUCUUUGGAUUCCCACGGUUGCUAUCUGCAGACUUUUCGGAAUACUGAUAAUCGACGACAACGAGAAAGCGUGGUUCCCCGCGGCUGAUCUGAAGGAAUUUCACGGAAUUAUGCCACACGAAGUAACACCUGCUGAAACUUUGUUAUUCUGUAUAAGAAGCGACGGCUCAGAGGGUCUUUGUUGUCCAACUGGUGGCCCCAGCGAUGACGACGAGGAUCUCACCUAGGAAUGGUUAUCCUCGUGCAUGUUGGAUUAACAUGUGUUUAAAUGGUUCAUAGACCGAGAAACAGCAUUUUUUAACUUCAUAUCGAGGUCUGGAUCAUUGGCAAUUAAUUUAGGGGUAACUAGAUGUCACGAUUAUCAUUCCUUACAAUUUAAAUUCGGC